AUGGCAGACGGUGUGGACCACAUAGACAUUUACGAGGAUAUAGGUGAAGAGUUCAACCAGGAAGCUGAAUAUGGUGGGCAUGAUCACAUAGAUUUGUAUGAUGAUGUCAUCUCUCCAUCCGCAAAUAAUGGAGAUGCCCCAGAAGACCAGGAUUACAUGGAUACUCUCCCACCAGCUGUUGGUGAUGAUGUGGGUAAAGGAGCAGCACCAAAUGUUGUCUAUACAUAUAUGGGAAAGAGAAUUGCAUUAUAUAUUGGAAAUCUAACACGGUGGACAACAGACGAAGACUUAACUGAAGCAGUGCAUCCUUUGGGAGUAAAUGAUAUUUUGGAGAUAAAGUUUUUGGAAAACCGAGCAAAUGGCCAAUCAAAGGGGUUUGCCCUUGUUGGUGUUGGAUCUGAAGCAUCCUCAAAAACGUUAAUGGAUCUGUUGCCUAAAAGAGAACUUCAUGGUCAGAAUCCUGUUGUAACUCCAAGCAAUCAACAGUUCCUGAGUCAAUUUGGCAUGCGGACCAGGAAAACUACACAAUCAGGACAAAUGUCUGGGGAGGGUAAAGCUGGUCCUCCAGGAGGCAGUUCACGUGCAGCAUUUCCACAAGGUGGUAGAGGACGGGGCCGUUUUCCAGGGGAUGUUCCCAGUGGGGACAGAUUUCCUUGGCCAGGAGAGCUACCCCCACCUUUCCCAGCUGGGCAGACUCCACCACGUCCACCCUUCGGUCCUCCAGGCCCACCAGGUCCACCUCCACCUGGUCAGGUUCUGCCAUAUGAUAGGGGUGACUAUGGGCCUCCUGGAAGGGAAAUGGAUACAGCAAGAACUCCACUGAGUGAAGCUGAGUUUGAAGAGAUCAUGAAUAGAAAUAGGGCAAUCUCAAGCAGUGCUAUUUCAAGAGCCGUGUCUGAUGCCAGCGCUGGUGAUUAUGGGAGUGCAAUUGAGGCAUUGGUAACUGCAAUUUCUUUAAUUAAACAAUCCAAAGUAUCUGCUGAUGAUCGUUGCAAAGUUCUUAUUAGCUCUUUGCAAUUUUGCCUUCAUGGAAUUGAAUCCAAGUCUUAUGGUUCUGGAUCAAGACGUGAACGAUCAAGAGAGAGGGACCGUAGUAGAUCACGAGAAAAGCGUCGGCGCCAUAAAUCCCGCAGUAGAGAUCGUCAUGAUGAUUAUUAUAGAGAGAGAAGCAGGGGAAGAGAGAGACACCGUGACCGAGAUCGGGACCGAGACCGAGAGCGCGAGUAUCGUCAUCGCUAGAAGCUGAAGGAAGAGGAACACCUUCCAAGACAAAACAGUCUUCAUGAGGGAAACAUGACGCUUGUCCAGCAGUUUGCUUCUUGCGGUUGAACUGAACCUGUAAGGAUUCAUGGAUAAAAUGAACAGGAAUAGAUCUGAAUAAA
This is a messenger RNA of Myotis myotis, 1382 nucleotides long. Its product is annotated as cleavage and polyadenylation specificity factor subunit 6-like. The transcript has a single exon. Gene Ontology annotation, biological process: mRNA alternative polyadenylation. NCBI's taxonomy places the organism in Eukaryota, Metazoa, Chordata, Mammalia, Chiroptera, Vespertilionidae. Bases 1 to 1239 code for a protein of 412 amino acids. Gene Ontology annotation, cellular component: mRNA cleavage and polyadenylation specificity factor complex. Gene Ontology annotation, molecular function: mRNA binding. The record is from RefSeq and is a predicted model, not a curated record.